Molecule: messenger RNA, 1017 nt
Organism: Arabis nemorensis
Lineage: Eukaryota; Viridiplantae; Streptophyta; Magnoliopsida; Brassicales; Brassicaceae
Source: the annotation of a GenBank genome assembly
AUGAAUUCUCAUCAGCUUAAUCAUUUCGUUGAUGAACUAAUAAUGGCUGAGGCUGAGGCUGUUCCAGAUACAUCUGAUUUGGUGGAUCUGAAGCACAUUAGCGCCCCGCUCUUUAGCAUCCCUGGCUUCUUUGUUGGAUUUGGGGCCAAAGGAACGCAUGACUCUGACGCGGGAAAGAGCCCUACUUCUCCCCUUGAUUUUGGAGUUUUUGCAAACUUUGGUGGCCUGUUUAGCCCCAGGUCUCCCGCUCCAUCAUCGCCCAGAUUUAGCCAGCGGAACAAAUGGGUUUGUGACAAAAUUGGUCUUUCUGUUCUAAGCUCCAUGGCUUCCAGCAUUGGAGAUGAGGGUGGUCAGAGUGAUUCAUUCAGAAGGGAAAACAUUGUCCUUGCCCCUCAAAUCAAGGUCAAUGUUGAUAGAAGAGCCGAGCGUUCUAGCAAACUGUUUGAUGAUCCUUGUGUCAAAUCUAAUUCGUUGCCUAAGAACUUCUCCGCCGCUUCAUUGUCUGAUGCGAUAAACAUUCAAUCUAAUAUGCGUGACUCAAUCACUGAUGUCUGGGACACAACUGUUGUGGAAGAACGUAACUCCCCAAGGAGAUCAAGCUCAUCUCCUAUGGAUAUUAUCUCCAGCCAGGCCUACUCUCGUUCUCUCUCUGGCCGUGAGAUGGCACUCUCUGAGGAUUAUACGUGUAUCAUUUCUCAUGGGCCAAACCCAAAAACAACUCAUAUAUUCGGCGAUUGCAUCCUGGAUUGUGACCCGAAAGAGUUGGGAGGUCUUGGCACCAAGGAAGACAUUGAGAAACCGGAAGGUGAUUCACUGCCUAAUUUCCUUGAUGAUUCUUUAAGCCAGCUUUGCUCAUGCACAGGAAAACCUCAAGAUUGUCAGAACAUUCAUAUUGACAGCGAGGUAUCAGCAGAAAAGGAACCUGAGGAGGGCGGUGUUGAAGAUUCUUUGAACAUAUCGCCUGGAUCAAGUUACACCGAGGAUCUGUUUCCUAUGGCAAUGCCUCUUAACCCAUGA